Molecule: messenger RNA, 1796 nt
Organism: Tarenaya hassleriana
Lineage: Eukaryota; Viridiplantae; Streptophyta; Magnoliopsida; Brassicales; Cleomaceae
Product: pentatricopeptide repeat-containing protein At2g20540
Exons: 1
Coding region: 107-1759 (550 amino acids)
Biological process (GO): RNA modification
Molecular function (GO): RNA binding; protein binding
Source: RefSeq, a predicted model, not a curated record
UCCACGGGCCUUGGUCGCGCGUGGUGGUUUUUUUUUUGCGCAUUUGAUUGCUUUGUGUUUUGAGAAGAUGGCGCGAAACUGGGAUUUUCCUUGAGGCCUUCAACGAAUGGCCGUUAACAGGAUCAGAGAAUUGGAAGAUCUCUUCGUACCUCUUCUGCAGCAAUGCGAAACCCUAGCGGAUGUGAAGAAAAUCCAUGGCUGCAUCAUCAAGCAUCGACUUUCUCAGAGCAACUUCCUCGUGACGAAGAUGGUUGACGCGUGUGAUAAAGCAGGGGCUAUGGCCUACGCGAAUCGUCUGUUCAAAGGAGUUAUAGAUCCUAAUGUAUUUUUAUACAAUUCGAUCAUUCGGGCUUAUACCCAUCACUCGAUGUACAACGAUGCUGUCGGUGUCUACAAGCUAAUGCUGAAAAACCCAGAAUCAGAGAAUCCUGUAGUUCCGGACAGAUUCACUUUUCCGUUCGUGAUUAAAUCUUGCGCAGGGCUUGGAUUUUAUGAACUGGGUAAACAAGUUCAUGGGCAUCUCUUCAAGUUCCGGCCGAAAUUCCAUGUUGUGACGAAGAAUGCGCUGAUAGAUAUGUACACGAAGUUUGAUGAUGUAGUCAACGCACAUAGAGUGUUCGACGAAAUGUAUGAGAGAGAUGUUAUCUCGUGGAACAGUCUUGUUUCUGGGUAUGCCCGGCUUGGACAGAUGAGGAAAGCAAGAGCAUUGUUCUGUACGAUGCCAGAUAAGACUAUUGUUUCUUGGACAGCCAUGAUCUCAGGGUACACAAAAAUAGGGUCUUAUGUAGAUGCAGUGGAUAUUUUCCGCCAGAUGCAGAUAGCGGGUAUUGGGCCUGAUGAGAUCAGUGUAAUCUCUGUUUUGCCGUCAUGUGCCCAUCUCGGAGCUCUAGAGCUUGGGAAAUGGAUCCAUAGGUAUUCAGAGAGAAAAGGGUUUCUGAAACAAACCGGUGUUUGCAAUGCCCUUAUUGAAAUGUACUCCAAAUGUGGUGUGAUCAGCCAAGCAAUCCAGUUGUUCGAUCAGAUGCAUGAAAAGGAUGUUAUUUCCUGGAGUACGAUGAUUUCAGGGUUUGCAAAUCAUGGAAAUGCCUGUGAAGCUAUUGAAACAUUCCGGGAAAUGCAGAGGACUAACGUAACGCCUAAUGGGAUCACAUUUCUUGGCCUUUUAUCUGCUUGUGCACACGCAGGUCUAUGGAAAGAAGGGUUGAGAUAUUUUAAAAUGAUGAGACAGGACUAUAAGAUAGGACCAGUGGUCGAGCAUUACGGGUGUUUGGUUGAUGUUUUGGCGCGGGCAGGACAAAUGGGUCGAGCUCUUGAAAUAGCUCGGACAAUGCCGAUGAAUCCUGACUCAAAGAUUUGGGGUUCGCUCCUGAGUGCUUGCAGGACACAUGGAAAUCUGGAGGUUGCCCUGAUUGCAAUGGAUCAUCUUCUCGAGCUAGAACCGGAUGAUACAGGUAAUUACGUGCUGCUUUCAAAUAUCUAUGCAGAUCUCGGGAUGUGGGAGGGCGUUUCGGGAAUAAGGAAGCUCAUUAGGAGCAAGAGUAUGAAGAAAAUGCCGGGGUGUAGCUUGAUAGAGGUGAACAAUGUGGUUGAAGAGUUUGUUGCUAGAGAUCAUAAUAAACCCUACUGGAGAGAGAUCUGUUUUGUGUUAGAGAUGUUUUCUAUGCACCAGAAUGUAAUAAAAAAUGGAGAUUUGUCUGAGAUUAUGGCAGGAUAUGGCAAUGAAGAUCUUGAUCAUGGAAUUCCAGCAUUCCAUGAGUAAAAGUUAUGUCCUUUUUGUAUCAUUACUGUUUGAUGAU